CGAAAAAAGAAAAUCCUUCAUUUUCUCUCCCCACCGUCCCUCCAUGAUCUCCUUCCUUCCUCCUUUGUCUCAACUCUCACCUAAUAAUUACCCAAACCCUCUCUCAGUCUCCACUCCUAAUCCAAUCUUUCCAUCCAUCGUAGCUCCCUUCUUCAGUUCUUCCACCUGCCGCCGUGGGAUCUUUUUUUCUCCCUGCCGGCGAGCGGCACCGCGGUGGUCAAAGCCACCGCUUUUUUUUUUUGGUACCUUUUCCGAAUGUUCGAUUAGUUUAGUCUUUGGUUUUCUAGAAAUUCGAACCUCUAUGGCGUCUGGGUCGGACCUUCUGGUCGGGGCCGGUUCAUUUUGACAAACUUGGGGGGUGUUUUUAAUGGUGGAAAAAAGUAAUGGAGAAAGAAGGGUCUCCAUCUGUUUUCCUGUUUCUCAAAUGCUCUUGCCCUACGACUUGCCUCUGCUCUUAAUUCUUCUUGCUGUCUCGCAUUUGGGUUGUCUCCCCAGAAGAUAAAGUCGGAGUCUUUUUUCUCGCUUCCCUUUCUCCCCUUCGCUUCCUGCGGUCAAUUCUCUGAAUUUGCGAGAUGGGUUUUGAUUUUGAUGUUGGAAUGGAGCUGGGUUUGCUUCGAUAGCACCUCAAAGUGUCACUUUUGGAGCUGGUUCCGAGUUUGUGACAGUUGGUUGGAGGUGAAUUUGGGGUCUUUUUUUGAUUUGGUGUGAGAGAGAAGGAAGGGCUGGUAUGGUGUAGAUUGAAAGCGAGUUCCAAGAGUUGGUCAGAGUUUGCUUUCAUCAUUCAUGCAUUUUAGAUUCCUCUGAAUUCUGUGUUUUUAACAGCAGUGAGUGAGGGGCGUCAUGAUUUAGAUUGUGCCCUUCUGAUUUUGAAAGGAGUGAACUUCUGUAUUGACAUAAGUUAAAUCUGGCCAUGGCGGAUCCUUGGAGGAUGAGAGAUGCGGAGAGAAUGAACCAGCCUCCUUUGGUUGACACAACAGCUUGCUUAUGUAGAGUAGAUGCAGGACUCAAAACGGUGGCAGGUGCGAAAAAGUACGUCCCAGGUAGCAAGCUAUGUCUUCAGCCAGACAUCAGACCAUCAAUUCAUCCAACUAGACACAAACCCUCAAGAGGCGAUAGAAACCGAAAUCAAUCCCCAUUGCUGCCAGGACUCCCUGAUGAUCUCGCCAUCGCAUGCUUAAUCCGAGUACCUAGGGCCGAGCAUCGAAAGCUUCGACUCGUAUGCAAGAGAUGGUACCGUCUCUUAUCUGGAAACUUCUUCUACUCGCUUCGAAAGAAUCUCGGGAUCUCUGAGGAAUGGGUAUACGUGAUCAAGAGAGACCGAGAUGGGAAAAUUUCUUGGCAUGCUUUUGAUCCCAUAUAUCAGCUAUGGCAGCCACUUCCACCUGUCCCCAAGGAAUACUCUGAAGCCCUAGGUUUUGGUUCAGCUGUUCUUAGUGGCUGUAAUCUCUACUUGUUUGGUGGUAAAGACCCUUUGAAGGGAUCAAUGAGACGGGUCAUCUUUUACAGUGCCAGAACUAAUAAGUGGCACCGUGCACCCGACAUGCUCAGAAGAAGGCAUUUCUUUGGCUCGUGUGUUAUAAACAACUGUUUGUAUGUAGCAGGUGGGGAGAAUGAGGGUGUUCACCGUCCAUUGAGAUCAGCUGAGGUUUAUGAUCCCAAUAAGAACAGAUGGUCACUGAUUUCUGAUAUGAGUACAGCAAUGGUGCCAUUCAUUGGGGUAGUUUAUGAGGGCAAGUGGUAUCUUAAAGGACUCGGGACUCACAGACAAGUUUUGAGUGAAGUCUACCAGCCCGGAACUGAUAGCUGGUAUCCUGUUUAUGAUGGCAUGGUGGCAGGGUGGAGAAACCCAAGUGCUUCUUUGAACGGAAACCUCUAUGCGUUAGACUGCAAGGAUGGCUGCAAGCUUAGGGUUUAUGACGAAGAGACUGAUUCGUGGAGCAAGCAUAUCGAUAGCAAGUUGCACCUGGGGAAUUCUUGCGCUUUGGAAGCAGCUGCUCUUGUUCCGCUGAACGGGAAGCUGUGCAUCAUUAGAAACAACAUGAGUAUAUCAGUUGUCGACGUUUCGAAAUCUGAAGAUCUUGGGGAAGCUCCCGCUGAACAUUUGUGGGAGACUCUUUCGGGUAGAGGGCAGUUCAAGACUUUGGUCUCGAAUCUUUGGUCGAGCCUUGCCGGAAGGAAUCGCCUGAGGAGUCACAUUGUUCACUGCCAGGUUCUUCAAGCAUAAGAAGAGCUACAAUGAAGAGGGCAGAAAAGUAAGAUAUUUUGAAUCUCUAUCCAUCCAUUCCAAAAUGACACCUCCAUGAGAGGUGGUAGGCAGGAAGAGGAAAUGAGAAUGGAGGUAUGUUUUUGCUAGAAAUAUUAGUAUUUCCUUGUGUUUCAAGUAGCUGUAUGUAAGAUACACCCGAGUUUUACAUGUCUGAAAAACAAACGAAGGAUGAAGAGCAAAUUAUCCAAGUGAUCAGGGGGGUUUUUUUUUCUUCUUCUUUACAUGGGGGUAGUAGGAUAAUUCACAGGGGGGUUUCUCUUGUAUCCUACACUGGCAUGAUUGAUUGGAUAAAUUGAUCUUUUUCUCCAUUGUCAUGGAACUGGAAAGAG
Linum tenue is the source of this 2595-nucleotide messenger RNA. The record is from the annotation of a GenBank genome assembly. Lineage: Eukaryota; Viridiplantae; Streptophyta; Magnoliopsida; Malpighiales; Linaceae.